AUGCUUCUCCCAACCGCAUUCAAAAUGAAAGUCUCCCAGAUCUAUCUGUCGAUUUCGACCUUUGCAGUAUUUGCUGCUGCUGCUCCUGCAGUCCCAGCGGCAGUCGGAAACAACCUCACCGCGGACUACACGAACUCCUACUGCACAUUCUACGCAGACUCUGGGUGUACUCAACAAGUUGGCGACGUUGCCUUCGACGUCUUUAACGAAGGCUGCUUUACCAACUCUGGAGGCUACAUACGAUGCUCUAGCGAAGCUGGGGUCGUCCCACAAUUCAUCCUCGUCCAAUCCCCGGACUCAGACAACAACUGCUACUGCCAGACGGACUGUGCGCACUUUGGAGAUGGCGGACAGAUUCCUUCGCCAUGGAACACAUGUACUGCGAUCGACUUGAAUCCAGCUUACAAGACCUUUCGAAUUGAGCACGAUAUGGGCAGCUGCGCGGCCAACAACUGCUAG
Molecule: messenger RNA, 459 nt
Organism: Zasmidium cellare ATCC 36951
Lineage: Eukaryota; Fungi; Ascomycota; Dothideomycetes; Mycosphaerellales; Mycosphaerellaceae
Exons: 1
Coding region: 1-459 (152 amino acids)
Source: RefSeq, a predicted model, not a curated record